Messenger RNA from Harpegnathos saltator (Jerdon's jumping ant), 1846 nucleotides. RefSeq lists its product as uncharacterized. The record is from RefSeq and is a predicted model, not a curated record. Lineage: Eukaryota; Metazoa; Arthropoda; Insecta; Hymenoptera; Formicidae. The coding region runs from base 1 to 1446 and encodes 481 amino acids. The transcript has 2 exons.
AUGUCAUUUCAAGGACAGCAAGUGGUUCUAAAUCAUUCUUCGGUGAACGGGCCUUACAUAUUCGGUUCGAUACUUUAUGUCUCGCUCGCAAUCUCACGGAUUACUCACGAGCUCGCGAUACCGCCGCAGUUUUAUUCGAAGCGACGUCGUUCGUGUCGACGAUUGUUAUAUUGUACGUUCUCGUUCGGUCGAACAUCGUUGAGAAACGCAAGCAUCACGCGGCACGCGCGUCGCAAAUACGAGAGAAUGUCCGAACACAAGAAGUGGCUGGACACGGUGAUACCGCAGAUUAUCGGCAACAUCGAGCCACACAUGGAAGACGUAUGUUACGAGUUGAUCAGGGAUGACCAUCGCCUAUUGACCAACAUAUUCUUCGUGUGCGUAAAGUAUAGGCAAAGAACGAACGGGCUGAUUAAGCAACUAUCCCUUGUGAUAAAGAAGCCCAGAGGGAUUACUUUACGGGACGUAGUGUACACUAUACCUCAGUUUCGUAACGAGAUUUUAUUCUACAAGACGUAUUGCCAAUCGAGCGAGAACUUUCCGAGGUGCUUCUACGCCUACGAAUCGUCGUCGCUACUCGCUUGCAACUCGGUAAUCGCUCUCGAGAACGUCCAGGACCGGGGAUUCAAGGACAGCCCGUGUACCUUCAAUGUUCCUCACGACUACGUACUGGCGGUGAUGCGCGCGCUGGGUCGAUUUCACGCGAAAGGCUACGUCAUGAAGGAGAAAAUGCGAACCGAGUUCUUCCAUCUCGCGAGCAGGUUCCAGAAAAUAAAGUUCAUUGAGUUUAAGCUGGUGAAGGCCAUAUUAAAGGAGUCAGCGAUACAAGUGGUGAACUAUCUUCGUGAUCACGGCCAUGACGCGCACUUCUGCGACAAGUUGGAGGUCCUGUUCUCGAAAAUGUACGAAGAGACAAUGCUGCGUCUGUUCGAGCCGGCGGAGCCGUUGUCCACGAUCUGUCACGGUGACCUUACGUUGGACAACAUGUUCUUCAAGACUCAGAGUAACGGACGAGUUGACGCGAUGCUGAUCGAUUUCGCGUGUUUGACGUACAACAGGCCCGUCAUCGAUCUCUCCACGUUCCUCUGUCUCAGUUGCACGAACGAAACGAUACGAAACAAGUUGCCCGAGAUUUUGAGGAUCUAUCAUAGCGCGCUCACGGAUUAUAUGCUGCAAGAAGGUGUGCAGGAUAUCCAACAGUACUCGUACGCCGCUAUAUUGGACGACUACAAGCGGGGCUGCCUCAUUGGUUUCAUUAUCGCGGCUUUCUACUUGCCGUGUAUGCUGAGACACGUUAACUUUGACCUCACAUUGGACAUCGAAUUAAGCGUAUACAAAUAUAUGAGCUGUAAGAACAGCAGUGUGCAUAAAAACAGUGUGAUGAAGAUACUGACCGAUCUGCUUCUUCAGAUGCAUGAGGACGGUUGCCUGGACCACUUUUUGUGACACGCGUGUGAUAUGCGUGUGAUAUUGUUAUAAUACGCGACGCAGGAUGAUAUGUCUGUUUAUAACUAUGAGAUAUAAUAGCGUAAAGCUCGCUUGGACGAGGAAACAUAUAACCGCGGCGCGACAACAAUCGGACACUCUCAACGCGAGCGUUGAACACGAACGCCCCGUUUUCGGGGAGUCGCGCGCCUAUUCACUCACACACGGAGUACGCAUAAUACCGAUUGAUCUAGAGUUAGAGCCGAGGGAAAGUGUUAAAUAAUUCAGUCCUACUUCGCGCGUCAACUUUAUGCGUCCGACGCGCUCGACAUUUUAUCAGGUGGACCGUAAAGUGAGUCGCUCGUAAAAUUGCCGGUUACGGCUAGCGGGUUUCGCGGAGAGCCAGAGAGAGAGAGAGAGA